Molecule: messenger RNA, 2134 nt
Organism: Manis javanica (Malayan pangolin)
Lineage: Eukaryota; Metazoa; Chordata; Mammalia; Pholidota; Manidae
Gene: ALG8
Product: ALG8 alpha-1,3-glucosyltransferase
Biological process (GO): protein N-linked glycosylation; dolichol-linked oligosaccharide biosynthetic process
Cellular component (GO): endoplasmic reticulum membrane
Molecular function (GO): dolichyl pyrophosphate Glc1Man9GlcNAc2 alpha-1,3-glucosyltransferase activity
Source: RefSeq, a predicted model, not a curated record
GGAAAGAACGUUGAGCGGGAGGUUUAAAUACCGACGCUGCGGCUUCCCCAGGACGGACAGCCUGGGCGCAUGCGCACAACUCGCGGGCUCCGCCUCAGAGUGCCUUCCUCGCAUGCGCGGGACCCCGGACGCAGAUCAGCCAUUCCACAGAUUUUGAAGUGCACCGCAACUGGCUUGCCAUCACUCACAGUUUGCCAGUAUCACAAUGGUAUUAUGAGGCAACUUCAGAGUGGACCUUGGAUUACCCCCCCUUUUUUGCAUGGUUUGAGUGGGCCCUGUCACAUGUUGCCAAGUAUUUUGAUGAGGAGAUGCUGAAUGUCCAUAACGUGAAUUACUCCAGCACAAGGACCUUACUUUUCCAGAGGUUUUCUGUCAUCUUUACAGAUGCACUCUUUGUGUAUGCUGUCCACGAGUGCUGUAAAUGCAUUGAUGGAAAAAAAGCAGGUAAAGAACUUACAGAGAAGCCAAAGUUUAUUCUGUCAGUAUUACUGCUGUGGAACUUCGGGUUGUUAAUUGUGGACCAUAUUCAUUUCCAGUACAAUGGUUUUUUAUUUGGAUUAAUGCUACUCUCCAUUGCACGAUUAUUUCAGAAAAGGCAUAUGGAAGGAGCAUUUCUCUUUGCUGUUCUUCUACAUUUCAAGCAUAUCUACCUCUACAUAGCACCAGCUUAUGGUAUAUAUCUGCUGCGGUCUUACUGUUUCACUGCAAAUAAACCAGAUGGAUCCAUCCGAUGGAACAGUUUCAGCUUUGUCCGUCUCAUUUCUCUGGGACUGGUUGUUUUUCUAGUUUCUGCUCUUUCAUUGGGUCCUUUCCUAGCCUUGCAGAAUCAACUGCCUCAAGUCUUUUCCCGACUCUUCCCUUUCAAGAGAGGCCUCUGCCAUGCAUAUUGGGCUCCAAACUUCUGGGCCUUAUACAAUGCUUUGGACAAAGUGCUGUGCGUCAUCGGUUCAGAAUUGAAACUUCUUGAUCCCAACAAGAUUGCCAAGGCCUCAAUGACAAGUGGUCUGGUUCAGCAGUUCCAACACACAGUCCUCCCCUCGGUGACUCCUUUGGCCACCCUCCUCUGUUCUCUGGUUGCCAUAUUGCCCUCUAUUUUCUGUCUUUGGUUUAAACCCCAAGGGCCCAGAGGCUUUCUCCAAUGUCUAAUUCUUUGUGCCUUGAGCUCAUUCAUAUUUGGGUGGCAUGUCCACGAAAAAGCCAUACUCCUGGCAGUUCUCCCAAUGAGCCUUUUGUCUGUGGGAAAAGCAGGAGAUGCUUCGGUUUUUCUGAUUCUGGCCACAACAGGACAUUAUUCCCUUUUCCCUCUGCUCUUCACUGCUCCAGAACUUCCCAUUAAAAUCUUACUCAUGUUACUGUUUACCAUCUAUAGUAUUUCUUCACUGAAGACUCUAUUCAGAAAAGAUAAACCUCUUUUUAAUUGGAUGGAAACUUUCUACCUCCUUGGCCUGGGGCCUCUGGAAGUCUUCUGUGAAUUUGUAUUCCCUUUCACCUCCUGGAAGCUGAAGUACCCCUUUAUCCCUUUGUUACUAACCUCGGUGUAUUGUGCAGUAGGCGUCACAUAUUCCUGGUUCAAACUGUACGUUUCAGUACUGACUGACCCUCCUGUCGGCAAGACAAAGAAACAAUAAAGAAAGGAUCUGUUGGAUGUAUUCUAAGCAGUUAUAUCAUGGCAAGUUAAUCAGAUUGAAGAAAGUUGCUGGUGGCUCAAACCAUUCAUUUCAGUAGAUCUGUUUGGAGGACCAUUCUUCUAAACUCGGCCUUGCCAAGCCUAGCAACCUGAUUGUCACCAUGGUGAGAAGCCACUUGUCCUCAUAGACAGUGAAACACAUCUGAAACAAAUCCUACCUCUUCCUGUUAAAAUUGUCUGAGAUCGGGACUCUCUCCCUUCUGGCAUGAGCUGGGAGCUCUGUCCUGUCACUUUAUCUCUAAAUAAAAGCCUGUACCUUGCUCUCCUAAAAAAGAAAAAAAAUUGUCUGAGAUGAUCAGACUGCUGGGCUUGUACAAGGCAAGCAGGGCAUCUGAUCGAUAGCAUCAUUAUUUGUAGUCUGUGAUAACCACUACCCUGCUGUAAAGCGUAUUUAGAAUCGUGUGCUAAGAAAGAUGUAAAUAAAAUACGAUUUUGUAUUUCUGCACA